Messenger RNA from Haliotis rubra (blacklip abalone), 3356 nucleotides. RefSeq names its product mitotic checkpoint serine/threonine-protein kinase BUB1-like. Gene Ontology annotation, biological process: protein phosphorylation; meiotic sister chromatid cohesion, centromeric; mitotic spindle assembly checkpoint signaling. NCBI's taxonomy places the organism in Eukaryota, Metazoa, Mollusca, Gastropoda, Lepetellida, Haliotidae. The transcript has 19 exons. The coding region runs from base 110 to 2941 and encodes 943 amino acids. The record is from RefSeq and is a predicted model, not a curated record. Gene Ontology annotation, molecular function: protein kinase activity; ATP binding.
AGAUAGCCUGUACCCCCAAGCAGACCGGAGAGUGGGAGACUGUCCCCACAAGAGCCACCAACAGGAGAAUGAGCAGAAGCCCGGUGUCUGGACAAAAGCUAGGGUUCCCAUGAAGAAUACAGCCUUGCUAGCAGCCAAUGCCACACCCAGUUUCACAGUCCAUGUAGACGAUUGUGUGGACCAACCUAUGGUGACACCCCAGAAAGGAUCAGUCGUUGACCCACAGGUGUUGAGUGCUCGGAAGCCUGAGAAGCAUGUCAACCCUCUAGCACCCAUGCAGCAGCCAGCACCGACAGGGGGCCUGGAGAUGAGGCCAAUGUACAACAAGGGCAAGAUUUACCGUGGCCUGGAGGAGUUUUCCUUUGAGGAGCUGCGAGGCGCACGCUGGCUGACCAAACAGAAGGCAAAGGAAGACCAGGACAGAAAACUUGCUGAAGAGAGACAGAAAAUAGAAGAGGAGGCCAUUCGUCUGAAGCAGGCAAGGGAAGAGCUGGUGAAUUAUCAUCGCUCAAUCCGGGAACAGUUACAGGCAGAGAAAGAUAAGAUGAUGGAGGAUCUACGAAAGCAGAUGACAUUACAGCAGGAGCACCUAGAGAACCAGAGGCUCACACAGACACAGCAAGCCCAGAAUGCAGUGGAUCAGGACAUACAACAGCGUUUGCAGAGGCAACUCAAUAUUAGCCACACACCAGAUACACAGGAGAACAGCAGUGAAAGACUGACUCGCCAGCUCAACUUUGAUGAUAUGACUUCCCAUGGCAACACAGAGAAUGUGCCUCCUGGUCUGUCAGCACAGCUGCUAGCAUCUCGAGAUGCACGGAGGAAGAUGGAAGCCCCCACAGACCCCUCCACCAGCCUCAACUCCAGUCAGAGGACACCAGUCUUUAACACCUCAGUCAACUCCUUUCAUGGUUCUUCUGGUGCCAGGCCCAAGUCUCGGGGACCCACACCAGACAGCAACAGUUUUUCCCAUCGAGGGAGUUUAGUAGCCCCAUCCCCAACAGUGAACACACAGGAGGCCCUGAAGGUUGUCCGUGGAAUGUUCAAUGCCUCCCUGGACUGUGAGAAACAGUAUGGCUGGCCUGGUGAAGAGCCUACCGGAGAAGUCACUGGAGCUCAAGCUGCUGUGAUAGCCCCUGUUGGUAAUCAGCCCUUUGCCAUCUAUGACGAAUCAGAAGAGCAAGCUGUGCCAAUGAUUACUCAACAGGAUCCAGCUGGUGACAAAGAGAACACGCCCCCCAAGGAUUACAAGCCUGCUCCUCGCCGCCACAACUUGUCAGGCCACUUGCAGCCAUCCAUAGGUCUCCCUGUCGACCCUGAGGGGGAGCAUGAUAUAGUCAUGGUGGAAACUGUCAAGGUUAUGCCAAGUGAGGAUUCUCCAGAUGACUACAUAUUACACAUGCCCAUGACAGACAUGACACUGGCAAAUGUUGGAUCCAGUGAGAGCUUUGCCUCUGCAGCCUGUCUUGCAUCCACCCCUUAUUUAUCAAUGGGGAAGUUACCACAACUGCCGAACCCCCCACUCAGCCAGAUCAAGGCACCCCAGGAACACCCUGAGGUUGUGUCAGCACAGUCUCUGCAGAACCCCCAACAGCCAAGUUUUGAUGUUAGCAUAGCACCACCAUCUAAAACUUCUCUCAGUCCUAUCUUUGAGGGAAGUACAGAGGGCAGUGGGGAAGAGUCCAAGUGUCAUCCCAGCCACCUCAACUCUAAACACCAUGUGACCACUCUAGAGCUUUGCCCCAUCACCAUCCCAGACAGUCACAAGCAUCACGAGAUCGACAUGGCUGACUAUGUGGCUCCUGAGCCGGAUGAGAAGACGGAAGCACUGCUGUCUAUGUCAGUUAUGAUCAACCCUCAUGACCCCUUUGACCAGGCUGAGAUUGAUGAAGUUUUGUCCAGUCUGGAACGUCCUUUAGAGGAAUACAAGAACUACUAUCAUAUCAAUGAACCCUUGCCACAUAUGAUCACAACAUUUGUUCUCCUAGGAACAGAGACGUACAACAUCUCUGAAUGUAUUGGUAAAGGAGGUUUUGGCAGUGUGUACAGGGGAAGAUUAUUUGACAUGGACAACCUUGAUGAUUUAUGUGAUACCGAGGGGGAGGAAAAAGCUCUCAAGGUUCAGAAACCGGCUUGUCCCUGGGAAUUCUAUAUCUGCAGCCAGAUCAGUGAGCGCUUGAAGGAAAUCAGUGAUCCCAUGGAUGUGAGUGAUUCCCUGAUGGCUAUCGACAAAGGUUAUUUCUAUGAUGAUGGCAGCUGUCUCAUCAGCACCUUACACACCAAAGGCUCUCUCCUGUCCCUGGUGAACUAUGUCCGCGUACAAUCGACACUGCGCAAUGAUAUGGAGCCACUUGUGAUGUUCAUGACGAUUGAGAUGAUGCACAUGAUAGAGAAGCUGCACAAGUGUAACAUCAUUCAUGGAGACAUCAAACCAGACAACUUCCUAAUCAGAAACAUCCCCUGCCUAUAUGGUGAGACUACAAAGGAAGAAGUAUUCGGCCGCUCUACACAAACCCUGAAGCUGAUCGACUUUGGACGCAGCAUUGACAUGACAAGAUACCCCCCUGGCACCACCUUCCUGGCAAAGUGCGCCACAGAGGGCUUCCGGUGUAUUGAGAUGAGGACAGACAUGCCCUGGACGUAUCAGACGGACCUGUUUGGACUUAUUGGUACAAUACAUGUCUUGGUGUUCUGUGACUACAUGAAAGUGUACCAAUCACAAGGGGUGUGGCACAUGACAAGUAGCUUCCAGAGGAAGUGGAAUGUUAGUCUGUGGAAGAGCGUGUUCCAUCGACUGCUCAACAUCCCCAGCUGUGACGAGUUGCCGGACCUGGCUGCCAUUCGGUGUGAGCUGGAGGACUACUUCAUGGAAAAUCUUGUUACCAAGUACAACCAGGUGGCGCUCAACAUCACCUCUAACAUGGGUGAAAACUUGAAAUAGUGAUUAUAAAACCAGUUGGCUGAGUAUUGACAUGUACCUUGAUGCAGCCACAUCGUGCUAUAUAUGCUCUCCAGGUACAAGUCAUUAAGUCACAGGUACAGUUAUCACCAAGUACUCUAGAGCACAGGUACAUUUGUCUCUCUUGAAAUCAGAAUUCCAAAACAGGCUUAUGUAUCUCCAUGGAAACAGUGUACCAGUACUCUGCAACACUGAUGGACAUAUGCUCAUGGAAAGUGUACUAGUGCUCUACAACAAAGAUGGAUGUAUCGCCAUGGAAACAGUGUACCAGUACUAUACAACACUGAUGGACAUAUGCUCAUGGAAAGUGUACUAGUGCUCUACAACAAAGAUGGAUGUAUCGCCAUGGAAACAGUGUACCAGUACUAUACAACACUGGACAUAUGCUCAUGGAAAG